GGUCCAAAGGGUGAGUCUAUAGUGGGCCCUCCUGGACCUCAAGGACCUCCAGGACCCCCAGGUGUUGGUUAUGAUGGACGUCCAGGUCCAGCAGGACCACCUGGACCUCCAGGACCGCCAGGGUCUCCCUCAUUCUCUGGAACAUACAGGCCCAACUAUCCCGUCAGUAUCCCUGGACCUCCAGGCCCCCCAGGCCCACCUGGAAGUCCUGGUGUCUCCUCUGGGGUGAUGGUGUUGAGGUCAUAUGACAUCAUGAUUGCUACAGCCAGGCAGCAGCCUGAGGGAAGUCUCAUAUACAUACUGGACAAAGCAGACCUUUAUCUGAGAGUGCGAGAUGGGAUUCGACAAGUCCUACUCGGAGAGUACAGAACCUUCUUUGGAGAUCUGGGCAAUGAGGUGGCAGAAGUCCAGCCUCCACCGGUGGUUGUGUACCCCCACACCCCUGAAAGGAACGCCAACAAUGGAGCGGGUCGUUAUUCCGAGGGCAGUGCAGUCAUCCGACCCAUUGAGAUCCUGCCGCAGCAGCCCAGCCCCCCCGUGGCUGCAGCCGACUCUUCAGAAUCAGGAGUGAGUAUAGCUGAGAAAACAUAGAUUAAAGCCUAUCAC
This is a messenger RNA of Cyprinodon variegatus (sheepshead minnow), 606 nucleotides long. Its product is annotated as collagen alpha-1(XVIII) chain-like. The annotation marks the transcript as partial. Lineage: Eukaryota; Metazoa; Chordata; Actinopteri; Cyprinodontiformes; Cyprinodontidae. The record is from RefSeq and is a predicted model, not a curated record. The transcript is spliced from 5 exons.